Mesorhabditis spiculigera is the source of this 381-nucleotide messenger RNA. The record is from the annotation of a GenBank genome assembly. Lineage: Eukaryota; Metazoa; Nematoda; Chromadorea; Rhabditida; Rhabditidae.
AUGACGGUCGACCUGAAGAAGCCGGGCGACAAGCCGGUCAUCAAGUACACGCGGUACACCGGAAAACUCGAUUCGGACACGGCGCCAAUGAAGCCGCUUGGCUUGGAGCAGGACGUCGAUGAGGAUGAAGAUCAUCUUGAUGGAGCCAUGUUGGGGCGCGCGGAGCCGUCCGACUUUGCGAAAUAUUGGAUGCGGUGGGCAAUGCUGCAGUGGCACACUUGCUGGGGUCGUCGUGACGCGCCGGGCGCCGGGACGGCUCCACCGUACGCCGUCGUCGCCAAGCUGCCAAACGACAGCUUCAAGGCGCCACCGUCCGAGGGCGCCCCGCCCGCCUACGACCAGCUGAGCAUCCACAAGCCGCUGCACAAGAUGGACGACGAG